AUGGCCGGUUUCAACACAAGAAAGGCGCCCACGCCAUCCAAGGCGACUCCAUCUACCAAGCGCAAUUCGAGCAUCUUGAGCUUCUUCCAGAAAACCGAUAGCCCCCAAGGAGCCAAACAAACGCAACUUCGCAUGUCACAUUUCGUCACAUCCUCCCGAUCCCCAAGUUCUGGCCGCACGACCCCAUCUUUGCAGCGUGGAAACACUUCUACGAGUGAUACAAACGAUGGAUUGUUCCUGGAGGAUAAGAAAGGAUAUGCAAGGAUACAGCAGAGCGCCAGCCAAAUUGAGAGAAAAUCGAGGGCACGGUCAAAGACUCCAGAUGACUUCUGGGGCGAAGAUGAUGACGCACGAGAUAACGAAAAUGACGCCGCAGCAAAGCGUCGCAAAACGAACGAGGCAAUUGAUUUGACUACAAAUGGCGAAGAAACAAGCGAAACAAAUUCACCAAAACUACCCGUACCCCAAAAGACGACCAGUGGGCCCUUUAUCGAUGAAUCAGACAGCGAAUACGAAGACGAUAUGGACGCCUACCGCGAAAUGAAAGAUGAACCCCCAGCCGAGUUCAACCCGACAUCUACAAUAUCACCAAUCAGUGGCGACGAAGCCCGGGAUUCAUCUGCCGAGCCUGAGCAGCCGCCAUUGGUAAGAGAUACGAAUUACACCGAAAAUGUAGACGAAAAUUUUGACGAGGAGGAAGAAGAUCAAUUUGUAGGGGAGGAGUUUCGAGAAUCACCAUGGGGGAAUGAGGAGGCAACUUUAAAAGCGUCCCUCGACGACAUCACGGAUGGCUUGAGUCCCGCAGAAGCCGAAGGAAUAUUUGGCGUUGCUGAUCUUACCUGCCCGGCAUGCCAGGGACGAUUAGCCGGGCUUAAUGAACGAGAAAAUCUGAGCACAGGCUUAACACGAGCUCAACGGGCUGCUAUUGCCCGACCUGGCCAACGGAACCCUCAUGCUCAAAAUAAAGCCAGCAGCCAUUCCGCAUUCUCGAAGAUGAUGGCCGGGAAUGCAGAAGAUACAGCAUGGGCAGAUGCGGCGGCGCAUGAAGUAUCUUCUCGUGGAAAACAGGCAUAUCAACGGACUUGUCCGUUCUACAAGAUCAUGCCUGGGUUUUCAAUCACGGUCGAUGCCUUCCGAUACGGCGCCGUUGAAGGAUGUAAUGCCUAUUUUCUCAGCCACUUUCACAGCGACCACUACAUCGGCCUUAGCAAGUCCUGGUGCCACGGCCCUAUCUACUGCAGUCGACCCACGGGCAACCUUGUGCGACAACAACUUCGAGUAGACCCGAAAUGGGUCAUUGAUCUCGACUUUGAGACUACCUCCGAAGUACCUAAUACGGGUGGCGUGCAGGUCACUAUGAUUCACGCCAACCACUGCCCUGGCAGUUCUUUGUUUUUAUUUGAGAAAAACUUUGGUAGUGGGCCCAAUGCCCGUCGAGAGCGCAUACUCCAUUGUGGUGACUUUCGCGCUUCGCCAGAUCAUAUACGACAUCCGCUUCUAUGCCCAAACCCAGUGAAUCCAGUUACCGGAAAGCCCAGGCAGCAGCGCAUUGACACAUGUUACCUGGACACUACUUAUCUCAGUCCUAAAUAUGCGUUCCCAAGCCAGGCACAUGUGAUCACGGCAUGCUCUGAACUAUGCAUCCGUUUGAAUGAAGAGACGGGCGUGGGAGUCGACCUGGGAAAGGCAACAGGUGGUCUGAUGAACAAAUUUUUAUCAUCUGUCACUGGGAACGAGCGUGCAAAAGAGUCUCCGCAGGCUGGUGGUCGUCUCUUGAUUGUUAUUGGGACAUACAGUAUCGGCAAAGAACGAAUCUGCAUAGGCAUUGCCCGUGCCCUGGGUUCCAAGAUCUUCGCCCCACCAGCAAAACAGCGCAUCUGUGCCUGCCUUGAAGACCCUGAGCUCUCUGCCCUUCUAACCACAAACCCCAAAGAAGCCCAGGUGCACAUGCAGACCCUCUUUGAGAUUCGACCAGAAACAUUAGCCGACUACCUUGAUUCUAUGAAACCUCACUUUUCCCGCGUAAUCGGGUUUCGGCCCACCGGAUGGUCUUAUCGGCCCCCCGCAGGACGAAUGCUGGAGAACCCGCCCGUACCGACGGUUCUGCGUGGCGAGCACUGGCGGACGCCGUUCACGGUGGACCAUCUGACGCCACAGCGCGGUAGCACGCGGGAGAGUGCCUGUUUCGGCGUGCCGUAUAGCGAGCAUAGCUCUUUUCGAGAACUGACUAUGUUCUGUUGUGCUUUACGGAUUGGUAAGGUUAUUCCCACGGUUAAUGUGGGGAGUCAGAAGAGUCGGGAUAAUAUGAAGGCUUGGAUGGACAGGUGGGAAGGGGAGAAGAAGCGAAACGGAUUGUUUCCUGUUGAUGAUUGGUGA
Penicillium verhagenii is the source of this 2376-nucleotide messenger RNA. Its product is annotated as DNA cross-link repair protein PSO2. The transcript is spliced from 2 exons. NCBI's taxonomy places the organism in Eukaryota, Fungi, Ascomycota, Eurotiomycetes, Eurotiales, Aspergillaceae. Gene Ontology annotation, biological process: protection from non-homologous end joining at telomere; interstrand cross-link repair; double-strand break repair via nonhomologous end joining. Gene Ontology annotation, molecular function: 5'-3' DNA exonuclease activity; damaged DNA binding. The record is from RefSeq and is a predicted model, not a curated record. Bases 1 to 2376 code for a protein of 791 amino acids.